Cyanidioschyzon merolae strain 10D is the source of this 1566-nucleotide messenger RNA. RefSeq names its product similar to phospholpid scramblase. The record is from RefSeq and is a predicted model, not a curated record. Bases 1 to 1566 code for a protein of 521 amino acids. NCBI's taxonomy places the organism in Eukaryota, Rhodophyta, Bangiophyceae, Cyanidiales, Cyanidiaceae. Gene Ontology annotation, cellular component: plasma membrane. Gene Ontology annotation, molecular function: phospholipid scramblase activity. The transcript has a single exon. Gene Ontology annotation, biological process: plasma membrane phospholipid scrambling.
AUGCGCAGCUUGAGCUCAGCGUCGUGGUUGCUGAGCAACGCAAAGACUUUCACUCCGCCAGCAGCGAGCGUCUGGGGUGCUGCACUCUGGAACCUGGUCGUCCAGCGCCGCAAGAGCUCCCUGGAGCCGGCCCGGACGCCUUCGGUACCUGCAGAGAACGGUGCGCAGCCGCACGCUGCUGCUGAGGCGGAUAAAGCGGCCGACUCGGUUACUCCAGAGACACAAGCGGAUAUUUCGCAACUCGCCUCGGUGCUUGACCAUCCACUUCUUGUCGUGACUCGCGAAAUUGAAUGGGGAAACCUGUUGAUCGGAUUCGAACAAGCCAAUAAGUAUGCCAUUCGACUGGCGGAUGGACGCAUUGUUGGCUUUAUUGCAGAGGAAUCAUCGCUUGGGCGAGCUAUUUUACGACAAGCACUCCGCACACAUCGCGCUUUUCAGGCGACGGUCAUGGACGCAAUGGGAACGCCAGUUCUUCGGGUGCAUCGACCGGCGUACCUGAUUUCCUCAUCGAUUUCGGUGUAUCGUUUGUUUGGAGACACGGUGGGUCCACUGCUUGGCGAAGUGCAUAUGAACUGGCACCUGUGGCGUCGUCGCUAUGAUCUGUUCGAUGCCCAAGGUCGUCAGUUUGGCGAAAUCGACGCGCCUCUCUUAUCGGUUCAGUUUCCCAUUCGAGGUGAAGGUGCGGGUUCCACGGAAGGGCCAGGUGUUCUCGCUUCGAUUGAUAAGGACUGGACAGGCCUCGGAAGAGAACUUUUCACGGACGCCCGGCAGUACGUGAUUCGAAUGGACCCAGCAGUGACACCUCAAGGCGUUAUCGCAGAUGCGCAACGUAAGCUCGGUUUACCGGAGGGCGCCCCGCUAGCCUCGGCCUCAGGUCCGGUGGAGCCCGCUCAGGCGGCCGUACCAAGCCGCCUAGAGACUCCCGCGGAGGCUCUCCAGCGGGAACGAGAACGUCAUCGUCAGUCACUGGAGCAUGACGGGCACGCUGGACGACUCUACGCGCCGUAUGCAUCGACAAGUACCGCUUCGGACUGCAGCCUGAGCGAGCUGGACAUGGCCAAACGCGCAGUUAUUUUAGCAGCAGCCAUUAGCAUUGAUUUCGACUAUUUCUCGCUACACAGCGGAAGUCCUGGUAUGUUCCACAUGCCUUUCUUUUUCCCGAUACCCAUUCCCGGAUUCGGAGGUGCUGCCAAAGCAGAGAACGAUGCGCCGCCCGCGGAUACAUCUUCGUCGAGUGCGACUAGCACCGGAACCAGCGGCGCUGAAGCGGCAGCAGCAAGCGGCAGCACCGAAACACCACCAUGGAUGCAACGUGGUGCUCAGGAUGGAUCAGGAGGCGGAGCAGCGUCUACUGGCCCGAAUCCGGACAAAGCAGCAGAUCCCUGGGCAACGUUCGAGCCCGGAGUCGAGGACCCAUCGCAAGGCAACAGCUUUGAUACCGAUAUCGACGCUGGCUACGACGAGGGCGCCUGGGACACAUCACCCGACGCGGAUACCUCUGGUGGAUUCAUAGAAUCUCUCUGGGGGGCACUUUCGGGCGACGACGACGACGACGACGAAGACUAG